Molecule: messenger RNA, 2379 nt
Organism: Aureobasidium melanogenum CBS 110374
Lineage: Eukaryota; Fungi; Ascomycota; Dothideomycetes; Dothideales; Saccotheciaceae
Exons: 1
Coding region: 1-2379 (792 amino acids)
Biological process (GO): mRNA splicing, via spliceosome
Cellular component (GO): cytoplasmic stress granule
Molecular function (GO): mRNA binding
Source: RefSeq, a predicted model, not a curated record
AUGAGCAGCGACAAUCUGGGCUUCUCGCACAGUGCCUUCACUACCAACCAGCCCUCUAUUUCUAGCUACUCGGACCGUCACAGAACAAACAUCCCCUCCAUUAAUACUGGCCGUAUGUCCAACAUGGCCUCCCAGGCCGAGCAGACUCCUGGUACUGCUCUCGACAUGAACUUUACUCCUCUUCUUCCCUCAAACUUGUUGAUUGGCAGUCCCUUCCAGCCUCAGUCGCCUUCAGCUUUUGCUUCUCCUGGCUUCCAAAGCUUCUCUAGCUUCCCUCAGCAGCCUCAGCGCCAACAGCAGCAGCAGCACAACCAGUUCCAGAACCAGCAGAACCCUGCCAUGUCUCCUCCCAUGUACGCUGGCAUGAUUUCACCUCCUCAGAUGCACGCUCAGAUGUACCAGGGUCCUCAGUCCCCUACUCUUGGCUACAACCCUCUGAACAACCAGUCGCUCAAUGGUUUGUCUACUGCUCCCCUGGGCAUCGCUCCUGGCUUGAUGUCGAGCUCUAGCAGAACCGUUUACCUGGGCAAUAUCCCCUCGGACACAUCUGCCGAAGAAAUUCUCAGCCAUGUCCGUAGCGGGCAAAUCGAGUCGGUCCGUCUUCUUCCCGACAAGAACUGUGCCUUCAUCUCCUUCCUCGAUGGAAGCUCGGCUACACACUUCCACUCCGACGCCAUCUUGAAAAAGCUGUGCAUCAAGGGUCAGGACAUCAAGAUUGGUUGGGGCAAGCCCUCGUCAGUUCCUACCUCGGUCGCUCUUGCCGUCCAGCAGUCGGGCGCAUCCCGCAACGUCUACCUUGGUAACUUGCCUGAGGAGGUCUCCGAGGAUGAGCUCAGAGAGGACUUGGCCAAGUAUGGUCCCAUCGAUACUGUCAAGAUUGUUAGAGAGAAGGCUAUUGGAUUUGUUCACUUCUUGUCCAUCGGCAAUGCCAUCAAGGCUGUUUCUCAGCUGCCUCAGGAGCCCAAGUGGCAGCCACCGCGCCGUGUUUACUACGGCAAGGAUCGCUGCGCAUACGUCUCCAAGACACAGCAGCAGAACGCUGCUCAGUAUCUUGGCAUCGCCCUCGGUUAUGCACAUGUGCUCAACAACGCCGACCGUGAUCUGAUCUCAAACGCUCUGGCCCAGCAAUCCGUUGCUGCAGCUGCCGUCGCAACUACUGCUGGAGGUGUCAACAACCUCGGCAACCGUACUGUCUACUUGGGCAACAUCCACCCUGAGACGACCAUCGAGGAGAUUUGCAAUGUUGUUAGAGGUGGUCUUUUGCACCAUAUUCGCUACAUUCCUGACAAGCACAUUUGCUUCGUCACCUUCAUUGAUCCCACUUCUGCUGCUUCAUUCUUUGCUCUCUCCAACCUGCAAGGUCUCAUGAUCCACAACAGACGCCUGAAGAUUGGUUGGGGUAAGCACUCUGGCGCCCUUCCUCCUGCCAUUGCUCUUGCUGUCAGUGGUGGUGCCUCCCGUAACGUCUACGUUGGCAACCUCGACGAAACCUGGACCGAGGAGCGUCUUCGCCAGGACUUCUCUGAAUACGGUGAGAUCGAACUGGUCAACACUCUGCGCGAGAAGAGCUGUGCAUUUGUGAAUUUCACAAACAUUGCCAAUGCUAUCAAGGCCAUCGAGGCUGUUCGCAGCAAGGACGAGUAUAAGCGUUUCAAGGUCAACUUCGGCAAGGAUCGUUGCGGAAACCCACCCCGCCAGGUAGUUGCAAACGGCCAGGGACAGACUCAGCAAGAAGGUACCCAAUCGCCGAGCCCUGUGAGUGGCAUGCGUGGUCAGAACUCCAUCUCUCCCAGUGCUGGCGCAUCGAACAAUUACAACCCUCUUCAGGGACCUACUGCAUCGACCAUCCUCAACGCUGGAGCCAACAACCCUCUGGCCAUGUAUCUUGCUGCUGCAUCGCAAGUUCAAUCUCAGCCUUCUUCUUCGCCGAACGAAAUUAGCCCUCAGUUCGCACAGCUGAGUCUGUCACAACCUCAAUCACAGCAACAGCAGCCUCAAUCGCAGAUGACCACCCAGCAAGCUUUCUACAGUGGAGACUCUAACAUGCCCACGCGAUCCACCGCACUUGAAGCGCCUUCUCACUUCGGUCACCACGCCACCCACUCCGUAAACUUGAGCAACGGUCUCUCGAACGGUUUCGGUGGUGGCAGCAGUGGCAAUGGCAUGCACGCUAGCCAGAACAGUGCCGCAAGAGGACAGCACUCCCGCACUGUCAGUCUGCCCGUCUUCUCGCAGCCUCAACCUCAGCACGUUCACCAACAGACCUUUGCUGGUCUUGGUGCAGGCAUCGGUGGUUUUGGCAACAACAACCCUUACGGUUUGGCCAUCUCUGCUGAGCGUGGUCUGCCUGGCUGGGAAGAGGAAGAGCCCGCCAUUUGA